ACGUUGAAGCCUUGAAGCCUGCACCUUCCGUGGCACUUUUCAUUUUCUUACUCUUUCCCUUUAAAAUAUUUUCCCAGAAAAUCUCUCUUCAUUUCCCUACUCUCCUUUUAAGCCCUUCUCACUCCUUCCCCCAUCCCUCACACCUACACCCAUAGCAGCAGAGAGCGCCUCCCUCCUCCUCCUCCUCCUCCUUGAUCUUGUACAUACACACAAAAGAUCAGAAAACAAGAGAUGGGUUUUGCAAAGGAAGAGAAAUCAAUCAUCAGAGUUUUAAAGACUGUAUUCUUCUUGAUUGCUUUGUUAAUCUCUUUCCUUCUAUUUUCUGCUCCUGUUCUUCUUGUUAUAGCUGAUACUGUUCUUCCAUUUUCUCUUCUAUCUGCUUCUCUCUCUUCUUCUUCUUCUUCUUUAUCAUUUAAAACUCUCUCUUCCCAUUUCAGUAACUAUGAUUUCAGAUAUUCUCUCAUUGAUAUUCCCCUCAUAUCCAUCAUCAGAUCAUCAAUCAUCAUCUGUGUUUAUAGUUUCUGUGAUGGACCAAGGCUUUCAAGAGGGCCAUAUCUGGGGAUUACAGCUAUUUGUUCUGUGUUGUCUGUAAUUUAUGUUUCAUUGAAAGCUCCUUAUGUGUUCAGUGUUUCAAGAAUGAAUGAUGAAGGAGAAGGAGAAUAUUCAAAAGCCAUGGAAAUUGCUUUGUUCAUUUGCUCAUGGGUUUUAGCAAUUGCUCAUAUUGUUGUAGCAUAUAGAACAAGUUGCAAAGAAAGAAGAAAGCUUCUUGUUUACAAAAUUGACAUUGAAGCUGUUUCUGCUUGCAAGAAUGGAUUUCCAGGCUAUAAAAAGAUUCCAAAAGAAGAAAGAAUCAAGUGAUUUCAGCAGUAUUAAUCAAUGAAUUCAAGGACUAACAACAACAUUGCAAAGAUUUUUAUUUCUUCUUCUUAAGGAAAAAAAAAAUCAAAUUCUUCAGUGUCCAGUUGCAGGUAAUGGUCAAAAUCUCCUUUCUGUUCGUUAUGAAGCCAACGCCAACUGUUUGAUGUUGGUACUAAAUGAAUCACUGGGCAUUUUUUACGCACAGGCUUAUCCAAAGGCAACCUGCAAGCUUGAGAUUUACUGAAGAUUUCAAAACUAACAAAAGAGACUCUCAGUUCCUAGAAUUGUAUAUAUAAAGCUUUUUAAUCAUUUACAGAGUUGUGGAAUCCAGCAUUUAUUUUUAUUUUAUUUUCUCUCUCUCCUUUUUAAAUAAUUUAAAGUAUAAAAUAUAUAGAGCA
This is a messenger RNA of Manihot esculenta (cassava), 1256 nucleotides long. RefSeq lists its product as uncharacterized. The coding region runs from base 232 to 858 and encodes 208 amino acids. Lineage: Eukaryota; Viridiplantae; Streptophyta; Magnoliopsida; Malpighiales; Euphorbiaceae. The transcript has 3 exons. The record is from RefSeq and is a predicted model, not a curated record.